AUGGUAAACAUUCAAAGGUCUUUCCUGACCUCUUUCGUGGUCCUGGGAUAUGCAUCCGAGGCUUUGGCUGCAUUCGUCCACCCAGGCCUGCUGGUCACCACCUCCGACAUCGACCGAGCCAAGGCCAAGGUCGAGGCAAAGCUUGACCCCUGGCUGGCCAGCUGGGACAAGCUGACCAGCUCAGAGUACGCCCAGGCUGAGUACACCAACAACGCCGUCGAGACCAUCUACCGCGGCUCCGACGGCGAGCAUGACGCGAACAACGAGCUCCUAUGGCACGACGCCGCCGCCGCCUUUAUGCUCGCGCUGCGCUGGAAAAUCAGCGGCAACGACUCGUACGCUGAUGCCGCGGCCUCUAUCCUGACCGCCUGGGGCGAGAAGCUGACGGCCAUCGGCGGCGACAUGGACGCGUACCUCUGUGCUGGCUUCCAGGGGCACGAGCUGGCCAACGCAGCCGAGCUCCUUCGAGACUACCAGCCCUUCAUGGACAAGGGCUUCGACACCGUCACCAACAUGCUCAAUACUAUUUUCCUGCCCAUGAACAUCGCCUUCCUCAACCACGAGCUCCCGGCCGAGCACAUUUGGACGCAUUUCCAUGCAAACUGGGAGCUCGGAAACAUGGCUUCGGCUAUGGCAAUCGCAGUCCUGACCGAGAACACAACCACCUGGGACUUUGUUGUGGACUAUUUCAAGAAUGGCGGAGGCAAUGGCUGCAUCAACCUCGCCGUCUCAAAUCUGGUGGAGGAGCCCGGCACUGGGGUGAUCCUCGGACAAGGGCAGGAGUCUGGUCGUGACCAGGGACACUCAGCGCUCGACCAGCAGAUGCUUGGUGUUAUUGGGCAGCAGGCAUGGAACCAGGGAGAAGAUCUGUUCUCGUACAACGACAGUCGUAUUCUCCAAGGAGCUGAGUACUUCGCCCGCUACAAUCUUGGCCACGACGUCCCCUUUGUCAACUAUACCAACUCCAUCGUCUUCUGGGACCAGAUCAGCGAAGCCUCGCGCGGCGCCACCCGACCCACGUGGGAGCUGCUCUAUAGCCAUUAUGUCCAGAUUAAGGGAAUGGACGCACCAUGGACCACCAAGUAUCUCAACUACACCCUGGAUGGAUAUGGUGGCUUCGAGCCGGGUGCGGGGACCUACGGCGAGGGUUCUGGACAUUAUGACGGCCUCGGAUGGGGCUCUUUGUUGUACCACAUGGACGAUGAGUGCCCGUAUACGAUAAGCUCUGCACACCGAAAUCUGCCCCAGUAA
Molecule: messenger RNA, 1251 nt
Organism: Diaporthe batatas
Lineage: Eukaryota; Fungi; Ascomycota; Sordariomycetes; Diaporthales; Diaporthaceae
Exons: 3
Coding region: 1-1251 (416 amino acids)
Cellular component (GO): periplasmic space
Molecular function (GO): lyase activity
Source: RefSeq, a predicted model, not a curated record